CAUAGUUUAUUUUUUUAAAGUGGAGUGAUAUACUUCCAACAAUGUGUGAAUUAUAUUGUUAAAAAAUGUAUAAAACUUUCCAUUGUUGGAUUGAUAUUUGGUUGAAAACAGAUACUUUACCGCAAUAUUACAAAGUCAAGACAACAAUCUGGAAUAUAAUUAACAACAUAAUUUAAUUAACACUAAUGAUGUUUUAUCGAUUUCAUCAUGUGUUCGUCAUAAUACAAUUAUAUUUGUUUGCGGUUUACUGCCAAGCUCAGGAUGAUGGACCCGUGUGGCGUUGGGAAUGCCAAGCAGGUCAAUGUAAAAAAUUAAAAGUUGUGGAAGGUGAUAAAAAUCCAAUAAGUCGUGCUGUAUGCCAUGCAUUUUGUGAUAAGAAUUCAUUGUUAUGGCCAAAACCAAAUGGAAAAUUGGAGAUUGGUGAUAUAGUUAUGCAUAUUAAUGUUAACAGCGUUGAUAUAUUAACGGAUAAUAAUGAUUCAAAUGCUUCAAAAUUAAUUAAAGAUGCAGGAAAAAGAUUCCUUCAACAUGUCAAUGUUUUACAACCCAAAGGUACUCCAAUCAAACCUGGUGGACAUAGUGUUAUGGUCUAUGUUAAAAUUAAGGAUUCAUCCGACACUGAAUUAACAUUGGAGACUGAUGAAAGCUAUACUUUAAAUGUUGGACAAUCAAAUGAUGGCCGUUUAAAUGCAACAAUUACUGCACCCAACUUUUACGGUGCACGCCAUGGUUUAGAAACGCUUGGUCAACUUGUUAUUUAUGAUGAUAUUCGAAACGAAAUACAAGUUAUACGUGAUGUAAACAUUACCGAUAAACCAGCAUAUAAUUAUCGUGGAGUACUUCUUGAUACAGCACGUAAUUAUAUAUCUGUGGACGGAAUUAAACGAACAAUUGAUGCAAUGGCUAUGACAAAAUUAAAUACAUUCCAUUGGCAUAUAACUGAUUCACAAAGUUUUCCAAUAAAAUUACCAUCUCGACCAGAAUUUUCGAAACUUGGUGCUUUUAGUAACAGAAAAGUGUAUACGGUUGAUGAUGUCAAAGAUAUUGUAAACUAUGCAAAAAUACGUGGUGUUCGAGUUAUACCUGAAUUUGAUGCACCAGCUCAUGUUGGUGAGGGCUGGCAAAAUACUGAUUUUGUUGAAUGCUUUAAUGCACAACCGUGGCAAUCGUUUUGUGUUGAACCACCAUGCGGACAAUUAAAUCCAACAAAACCAAAAUUAUACGAUGCUUUAGAGGAUAUUUAUCGUGAUAUUGUUGAACUUUUCCAACCAAAUAUCUUCCAUAUGGGUGGUGAUGAAGUUUCAUUAAGUUGUUGGAAUUCAACGGAGAGUAUUACCGAUUGGAUGAUCAAAGAAAGAGAUUGGACACGUUCAACGGAUGAUUUCAUGAAAUUAUGGAAUGUAUUUCAAACACAGGCACUUGAACGUUUUGAAAAAUAUAAGAAAGUACCCAUUAUCAUGUGGACUAGUACGCUUACAUCGGCUAAAUAUAUUGAACAGUAUUUACCGAAGGAUAAAUAUAUCAUUCAGGUUUGGACAACAGGUUCAGAUCAGGUGAUCGAUGAUCUAUUGUCAAAAAAAUAUCGUAUUAUUUUAUCAAACUAUGAUGCUUUAUAUCUUGAUUGUGGCUUUGAAGCUUGGGUCGGUUCAGGCACGAAUUGGUGUGCACCAUAUAAAGGAUGGAAAACUGUAUACAAUAACGAUCCGCGAAAAAUUUCACAAGGUCGUGUUGAUCUAGUUUUAGGAGCUGAAGCUGCAUUAUGGACCGAACAGGCUGAUGAUUCAUCACUAGAUAAUCGUUUAUGGCCAAGAUGUGCAGCACUUGGUGAACGAUUAUGGUCUGAUCCUCAAACAGGUUGGCAAGAGGCUGAACAAAGAAUGUUAAUACAAAGAGAACGAUUUGUUGAACGAGGUAUUUACGCUGAUACAUUACAGCCACAAUGGUGUCUUGAAAACAAUGGUUAUUGUUAUGGUUGAGCAAUUAUAUUUGUAGAGCUUAUCAUACGAAAAUAUUCGAUGCGUGCAGAACAAAUUUAGCACCAUAGCUAGCUAUUUUUACAACUAAAUAAUUAUGAUUUUUCAAUAGUAUUUGCAAUAAAUUGCUGCCUAUGAGGCUUGCUCUGUUCUGUAAUCAACGAAUAAUGACUGCAAUUUUUAUUGCUCUCUGAAUUUUUACGUAGUCAGGCUGCCUUGAAAAUUUGCGGUUGUGUUUUAUAAAAAUAAUAACGUCCAUUUUGUUAUAUUUUCGUACAAAAUUGAAGCAAUAAAUCGUAUGUUGUAAAUAAGGAAACCUGUACAUUCAUAUUUUAGAAUAAAUUUUUUUUUAAAUAAA
Chrysoperla carnea is the source of this 2331-nucleotide messenger RNA. RefSeq names its product chitooligosaccharidolytic beta-N-acetylglucosaminidase (gene Hexo1). The transcript is spliced from 9 exons. Gene Ontology annotation, molecular function: beta-N-acetylhexosaminidase activity. NCBI's taxonomy places the organism in Eukaryota, Metazoa, Arthropoda, Insecta, Neuroptera, Chrysopidae. The record is from RefSeq and is a predicted model, not a curated record. Gene Ontology annotation, cellular component: membrane. The coding region runs from base 186 to 1976 and encodes 596 amino acids. Gene Ontology annotation, biological process: ganglioside catabolic process; carbohydrate metabolic process; glycosaminoglycan metabolic process.